Molecule: messenger RNA, 3660 nt
Organism: Tupaia belangeri chinensis (Chinese tree shrew)
Lineage: Eukaryota; Metazoa; Chordata; Mammalia; Scandentia; Tupaiidae
Gene: RECQL4
Product: RecQ like helicase 4
Exons: 19
Biological process (GO): telomere maintenance; double-strand break repair via homologous recombination
Cellular component (GO): nucleus; cytoplasm; chromosome
Molecular function (GO): nucleic acid binding; four-way junction helicase activity; 3'-5' DNA helicase activity
Source: RefSeq, a predicted model, not a curated record
CCCCGCUUCCUGGCCGCCCGUCCAGCGCUCUACCGGGAGUACCGCGAUUUGAAGCGGGUCCUGGCCCAGGACGGCCACAGGCCUGGCAGUCCAGAGCUCGCUCUCUCGGUGACGUCAGACGAGGCGCUGGACCCGGACUGCUGGGGGCCCCACUUGAAUCGGGCUGCCACUCACAGUCCACAGCCUAGGCCAGGGCCACGUUCUCUGGCAUCUGUGCAGGACUAUGGGCAGAGGCUCAAGGCCAACCUGAAGGGCACUCUGCAGGCUGAGCCAGCCCUGGGCCACGUACCCCAGCUUCCACAAAGACCCUUUUCCAACGAUCCCAGCCCAAGGCCACCAGAUGCAGGGGUGGGCCCCCUCCCCUCAGAAAGUGUUGAUGGGGCAGCCCUCCUGCUUCCGGUGCCCCAGCCACAGCCACGCCGGCUCCAGCAGCUCCAGGAAUCCCGGAACCUGCGGAUGAGCACCCUGGACCCUGGCUGGCUGCAGCGAUGUCACAGUGGGGCCACACGCGUUUUAGAGGCCCCCAAGGCCUGUAGGUCUAGCCAGGGCACAAAAGAGUCACAGCUUCUUGCCUCAGGCAAGUCGGUCUUCCCUGGCACCAGCUCUGAGGCAGCUUCACAAGGCCAAGAAGCUCCAGCCUGGAAGGCAACCACAGUUGGUGCAGGAAGCCUCACACCAUGUGACAGUUACAGCAAGAAGCGGAAGCAGGCCGAGGACCCCAGGGACUGCUCUGUUCAGACCGGGCAAGACAGUGGCCAAGUGGACAUUUUAUCUGAGGAGGCAGGGGCUGGGGCCACAGUGCUGGAGGAGAUCCCUCUGGGGGAGACAGCACAGCCUCAGCCCUACAGCAACCCCUCAGCUUCCAGGUCCCAUGGCUUUGGCCCCUCAGAUCAAGCCAGGGCAGGGAAGGCUGAGGACACGGCCCACCUGAAUGCCCCUCCCCGGCCAGCCAUUGGGGAUGGGGGUAACUACGUGCGGCUCGACAUGAAGCACAGACGCUAUGCUCGAGGCCAGGCCCUUCGCAGCAGACUUCUCCGAAAGCAGGUGUGGAAGCAGAAGUGGCAGAAGAAAAGGGAGUGUUUUGGAGGUGGCAGGCCCAGAGCCACUGUCGGGCGAGGGCAGUUCCGCUGCCGGACACCCCGAGCCAUCCAGCCAGGGAACGAAGAGAUAGAGCUUGCUGUGUCUGAGCUGCUAGCACCCCGCCUGCCCCCCACUGUGCCACCACUCUACCCGCCAGGGCCGCUGGGGCAAGUGACAGAGACACCGGCUGAGGUGUUCCAGGCCCUGGAGCAGCUGGGGCACCAAGCCUUUCGCCCAGGACAGGAGUGUGCAGUCAUGAGGAUCCUGACUGGCAUUUCCACAUUACUGGUGCUGCCCACGGGUGCUGGCAAGUCCCUGUGCUACCAGUUGCCCGCCCUGCUGUACGCCCGGCGCAGCCCCUGCCUCACGGUGGUCAUCUCUCCCCUCCUGUCACUCAUGGACGAUCAGGUGGCAGGCCUGCCCCCCUGCCUCAAGGCAGCCUGCAUCCAUUCAGGCAUGACCAAGCAGCAGCGUGAGUCAGCCCUACAGAAGGUGCAGGCAGCGCAGGUCCAGGUGCUCAUGCUGUCACCCGAGGCACUUGUUGGGGCUGGGGCGGGAGGCCUUCUCAGCCUCCCCUGGGCUGCACGGCUUCCCCCGGUUGCCUUCGCCUGCAUCGAUGAAGCCCACUGCCUCUCUCAGUGGUCCCACAACUUCCGGCCCUGCUACCUACGCGUCUGCAAGGUGCUUCGGGAGCGCAUGGGUGUGCACUGCUUCCUCGGUCUCACGGCCACAGCCACACACAGCACUGCCCGCGACGUGGCCUGGCACCUGGGUGCAGCCGAGGCGCUUGGCCUUAGUGGGCCAGCCAUCAUUCCCGACAACUUGUACCUCUCGGUGUCUGUGGACAGAAACCCAGACCAGGCUUUGGUGACUCUGCUCCAGGGGGCGCGUUUCCGUGGCCUGAAUUCCGUGAUCAUUUACUGCAACCGCCGAGAGGAUACGGAGCGGGUUGCUGCGCUUCUCCGAACCCGCCUGUCUGCCUUCCAGGCCCCAGGGUCCAGAGGCCGUGGCCCCGAGGCUGUGGCUGAAGCCUACCAUGCCAGCCUCUGCAAUCAGGAAACACCGGGUCUGGACCGGCCGGACGUGCGGGCCGUUCUGCACCUAGGGAUGCCCCCCAGCAUUGAGAGCUACGUGCAGGCCGUGGGCCGGGCCGGCCGUGACGGGCAGCCUGCGCACUGCCACCUCUUUCUGCAGCCCCAGGGUGAGGACCUGCAGGAGCUGCGCAGGCACGUACACGCUGACGGGGCUGACUUCCUGGCCGUGAAGAAGCUGGUGCAGAGUGUGUUUCCCCCUUGUGCUUGCACACGGCUGCCCCAGGAGCAAGAUGGAAGCCCGAGUGAGGACAUUCCUGGGGCUGGGCUCGCUCAGGAGGCCUCACAGCACAACACCCAGCCAGCAGCUGCAGAGCUGGGAUGGGCCUGCCCGGGCCACAAUCGGGUGCUCCCCAUGCAGCCGGUAGUGCAGGCCCUGGACAUGCCAGAGGAGGCCAUCGAGACCCUGCUGUGCUACCUGGAGCUGCACCCCCAGCGCUGGCUGGAGCUGCUGCCAGCCACCUAUGCCCUAUGCCACCUGCGCUGCCCUGGGGACCCUGCACAGCUACAGGCCCUGGCCCACAGGUAUCCCCCUGUGGCUGUGUGCUUGGCCCAGCAGCCACCCAAGGGCGUGAGGCAGGGCAGCAGCUUCUUGGAGAUCGACAUGGCAAAGCUGGCAGACACCAUGGGCUGGGAGCUGGCCUCAGUGCGGUGGGCUCUCCACCUGCUGCAGUGGGACCAGGAGCCCAGGACAGCCCUGCCCGCCCCGUCUUCACCCCAUCCACCUGACAGGCCCCGAGCCAAUACACGGCAAGAUACAGGGGUGCUCGUGGAGUUCAGGGAACCGGCCUUCCACCUGCGCAGUCGCGGGGAUCUGACAGCAGAGGAGAAGGAUCAGAUCUGUGACUUCCUAUAUAGCCGCGUGCAGACCCGGGAGCGCGAGGCCCUGGCCCGUCUGCACCAAACUUUCCAGGCCUUUCGCAGCGUGGCUUUCCCCAGCUGUGGGCCCUGCUUGGAGCAACCCAGUGAGGGCCACAGCACCAGGCUCAAGGCCCUGCUCAGACGCUACUUCGAGGAGGAGGAAGAGGGGCCCCAGGAGCCAGAGGCCCUGCAGGAUGAGGAAGGCCCAGAGCCAGGGCAGGCCAGGCUCCAGGACUGGGAGGAGCAGGUCCGCCGUGACACCCGCCAGCUGCUGUCCCUGCGGCCAGAGGAGAGGUUCUCAGGCAGGGCCGUGGCCCGCAUCUUCCACGGCAUUGGAAGCCCCUGCUACCCGGCCCAGGUGUACGGGCAGGAUCGGCGCUUCUGGAGGAAGUACUUGCACCUGAGCUUCCACAGCCUAAUGCAGCUGGCCACAGAGGAGCUCCUGCUACAGAGGCACUGACUGCCCUGCACAGGGCGGGCUGGGAGCAGGGCUGUGGUGCAGACUGCACCCCGAGUGGCCACUCAGGGCCAGAGGUGGCCAUCAGCAUCCAGACCAGUGGCUGGCACCCUGGACAGAGCCUGUCGGCAGGGGCUGGGAGGCCCCAGAGUAAAGCACUUUUGUAGUUCC